Molecule: messenger RNA, 5664 nt
Organism: Solanum pennellii
Lineage: Eukaryota; Viridiplantae; Streptophyta; Magnoliopsida; Solanales; Solanaceae
Product: FRIGIDA-like protein 5
Exons: 6
Coding region: 318-4946 (1542 amino acids)
Source: RefSeq, a predicted model, not a curated record
UAAAAAAGAAAAGAAAAGAAAAGAAAUUAGUGGGACCCACCGUCAGUCGUCUUCUAAAAUCAUGCAAAGAGGCCGGAAAACCGUAUUACUCUGUUCUUGAUUUUCCGGUUCCGUUUUGUUUUACUACUUCACUAAACUGACUAACCCUACUUCUUUUUCCCCUUAAACCCUAGUUUUCCUGCUUCUAAUCUCUCUGUUUUCACCAUUAUCAUAUUAUUAAUUGUGGGUUUUUUUCUUUCUUAUUGAACUAAACGGUUAAAUAUCCGGUUUUCUUUUGUUGGGUUGUUCGUUUUUUGUAUUUAUGUUGGUGAAGAAAUAUGGGUGUACUGGAAAAGAUAUCGGAAGCAUUGUAUGACAAUGAGGAGAAGACAGUUGAGUUGAGGCAAAAGAUACUGCAGUUGAUUUUAGAAUGGGGGUGUUUUGACAAGGACUUAAAAUUGCCGAACAACUGUUUGAAGGGAUGUUUCACUGAGAUGGAGGGUAAGGAGAUCAAGGAUACUAGGGAGUCGUUAGAGAGGAAAGAGGAGGAGUUGGAGUUGAAGUGGAAGAGAUUGAGUGCGGCGAGAAGAGGGUUUGCUGAGACUGUGAAGUUAAGGGAGGAGAAGUUGAAUGAUCAGGAGAAGAUGGUCGAGAGAUUAUGGGAGGAGGUUGAGUUUGAGAGGAAACAAAUUGGGGAUGUGGAGGAGAAGUUAAUGGGGAUUCAUGCGAAAGAGAAGGAGUUGAACAAGAUUCAGAUUUGGAUUCGCCAUGAAACACAAGCUCUUGAGUUGAAAGAUCAAGAAUUGGCUGAAAAGAUGGAGGAGUUUCAAAAGUUGCAGAGCAUGAAGAAGGAAUAUGAUGUUAAUGUAAUGGGGUUGGAAUCUGUAAAGAAUGAACUAAGGGUGAUCAAGAAUAACUUGGAUAAUGUGAGAAAAGAACUAAAGGAGAAUGAAAGUAACUUGGAAUCUGUGAAGAAGGAUGUUAUUUUCGAGGAAAGUAAGUUGGAUAAUGCAAAGAAAGAAGUAAGGGUGACUGAAAAUAACUUGGAAUCUUUGAAGAAGGAUGUCACCUUCCAGGAAGGUAAGUUGGAUAGUACGACGAUAGAAUUAAGAGCAAAGGAAAGUAAAUUGGAGGUUUCGAAGAAAGAAAUUAAAGAAAAGGAAAAUAACUUGGAAUUUGUGAACAAGGCACUUGUUGUUAAGGGGAACAGGUUGGAUGGUGUGAAGAAAGUAUUAAGAGUGAAGGAAGGUAACUUAGAUUAUUUGGAGAAGGAACUUAGAGAAAAGGAUAAGAAAAUGGAUUAUGUGAAAAAAGAACUAAAGGAGAAUGAAAAUAACUUGGAAUCUGUGAAGAAGGAUCUCACUGUUAAGGAAAGUAAGUUGGAUAGUGUGAAGAAAGAAAUUGGAGUAGAGGAAAGUAAAUUGGAGAUACUGAAGAAAGAAGUUAGAGGGAAGGAAAAUAACUUGGAAGCGGUGAAUAAGGCACUUGCUGUUAAGGAAAACAGGUUGGAUGGUGUGAAGAAAGUAUUAAAAGUGAAGGAAGGUAACUUAGAUAGUGUGGAGAAGGAGCUUAGAGAAAAUAAAAAAAAAAUGAAUUCUAUGAAGAAUGAACUUGCUGUUGUAGAAAAUAUGUUGGAUGGUAUGAAGAAAGAACUGACGUUGAAGGAAAGUAACUUAGAUGUUGUGCUGAAGGAACUUAGAGAAAAGGGAAAAAAGAUUGACUAUGUGAACAAGGAACUACGGGAGAAGGAAACUGACUUGGAUUCAAUGAAGAAAAAAAUUGCUGUUUUGGGGAACACGUUGGAUAGUAUGAAGAAAGAACUGACGUUGAAGGAAAGUAACUUAGAUGUUGUGACGAAGGAACUUCAAGAAAAGGUAAAAAACUUGAAUAUUGUCGAAACAGAGCUGAGGGAGAAGAUGAACGAAUUGGAGUCGGUGAAAAACGAUUUCAAAGCUGUAGCAGAGAACUUGAAUGCUCUUAGAAAGCAAGUUGAAUCUAAUGAGGAGAUCUUGUCCUCAAUGAAGGAGGAGGUUGAACACAAGGAGAAAUUUCUGGGUGCAAUGAAGAAGAAACUUGAACUCCAGGAGGAACACUUGAAGUCAUUCAGUGAGAGUCUCCAUUUAAGGGAGAGAGAGCUUGAUUGUACUCAAGAAGCAUAUAAGCUGCGUGUUGAAGAGCUUAAUUCAAAGGAGAAGGAGCUGGAUUCAGCAGAGGAAUUUACGAAAAAAAGCUAUGAGGGGUUUCAAUCUGAAAAGAGACAAUUCCUCGUAGAGCAAGGACUUUUUGAGCAACGCAUGAAAGAUGUUAUACUUAGAGAGGAGAGAAUUAAGGAUAGAUUAGAGGAGCUUGAAUCAAGAGACAAACAUUUUGAGGAUCGGUGUAGAGAGCUCAGAGAGAAGGAGAAGCAGUUGAAUGGUAUUCCUAAUGCGCACUUAAAGACAGAAGCUACUGAAGAUGUAACAGUGGACACGGUCUAUACUACUGUAGGUAAUUCUGCUGUUACAAGAUUUACUGCGAUAAUGGAUGGGAAGAGCUUACAGAUAUUCUUAAAUGAGCAUGAGAAGGAGCUGGCUUUGAUGUCUGAUUACAUUUUUGAGGCUCUGCAGAUGUCUCCUGACCCUGCAAAAUUGGUGCUUGAUGCAAUGGAAGGUUUCUGUCCUCCCCAUUUGAGAAAGAGAGAAACAGAGUUCGAGGGUAGUGUUGCCCGAAGGAGCUGCAUUCUUCUGUUAGAGCAGUUAAUUAGGGUUUCACCAGAGAUUCAAGGUUCUGUGAGGGAAAUAGCAAGACGCAUUGCAAAUGAUUGGAAGGUCAAAAUAGAGGCUACCGAAGGAAACCAAGAUGAGAUCUUGGUUUUCUUGUAUCUUUUGGCUGCAUACAGUUUGGUUUCUUUCUUUGAUGCUGAUGAACUUAUGAUCCUGCUGGAGAGUGUUGCUAAGCAUGACAAAUUUGCAGAAUUGUGUCGUGCUCUUGAUAUGAAGCAGAAUUUACCUUGUUUUGUCCAGAAUCUUCUAACCAAGCAGCAACACCUUGAAGCUAUUAGACAUGCUUAUGCUUUUGAACUAGUGGACCAUUUCCCGCCCGCAGCCAUUCUGAAAGAUUACUUGGAAUGUGUUGAACGUAAUUAUGUGAAUGUCUUGGAGAAAGAGACCUCCUCCGCUGAAGAAAAGAUUGAGGCCAUUGAACAAAGGGUUGCUUCUGUUAGAGCUGUUAUCAGAUGUAUUCUGGUUUACAAACUUCAGUCUCAAUAUCCGGUAGAACAACUUGAAGAGCAGAUAGAAUUUCUUACAAGGCAGAAGGAAGAUCAAGCUGCAUUAUCCAUCAUUUGUGAGGCUAAAAGGCCAGAGCAAGCUAAUGUGAAUCAGAUGGGAUCUACUAAUCCAUCUAUUCCCACAGGCACCAAGGCCCUCAACUCUGUAUCAGUCUCUGCUAAAGCCUGCGCUUGCACUUUCGAUCAUUCCAAUACUAUGGCAAUUAUUAUUAUGAACAUGAGUGGAAAUAAUUUGCAGAAUUUUUUGAACAAGCAUUCUAAGGAGCACAAGUUGUUGCGCAGUGAAGUCUUUAGUGCUCUUCAAAUGUCACUGGACUCAGAUAUGCUUGUGUUGGAAGCACUGGAAGGGUUUUAUCCUCCCAACCAUCAGAGAGAAGAGAUUGGAUUUCAUCGUAAUAUUAUCAGGCAGAGUUGCAUCCUUUUAUUAGAACAAUUGAUGGAACUUUCACGGGAGAUUAUACCAGAGGCUAAAUUAAAAGCAAGCAAGCUUGCAUUUGCCUGGAAAGCAAAGAUGAUGACUGAAAUGGAAAACCAUUUGACAAUCUUGGGUUUUCUGCUUCUUGUAGGUUGCUAUAGAUUGUCAUCUGCCUUCGAGAAAGAGGAACUUGAGAGUUUGUAUCACAAGGUAGCACAUCAUGUGAAUACAUCUAAAAUUUGUCACGUCCUUGGUAUUUCAGAUAAUACUUCAAAAAAAUCCAAGAGACAUCAGGCUCAAGGCUGUACAUAUGAAUCUAUUUGCGACAACAUGGAUAUAAAUGGCAAAAGACACGAUGUACUCUGCCAUUGUGCUUCAAGUUCAUAUUGUACAUCAGAUCCUGCUUUGCUUGUAUUGGAUGCUUUCCUGAGCUGUCAUCCCACAAAAAUAGUGAGGUGUGAAAACUUCCCAUCAGUUAUGAGGGCUUUCUCUGAUCUGUUGGACCAGCUGAGAGGAGUUUCUCCAGAAAUUGAUCUUCAUGUUAAAAAGGAAGCUUUUGUGUUUGCAUCUGACUGGUAUUCUUCUUUGAUGGGGUCCCAAGUAAAUCCUACCGAGGUCGUGGCAUUUUUGCAGCUUAUAGCUAUUUAUAAAAUAACAGAUUCUUUCCAUCCAGAUAGACUUUUAGGUCUCCUGGAGAAAGUUCAGCCAACUGAAAGAGUUGUUGCUUUGGUCAAAAUCCUUGGGCUGACAGAUGAGAUCCAAUACUUGGUCCAAAAUCUUAGAGACAAAAAGCAGUGGCUGGUGGCAUUUAAUUAUGUCUAUGCAUUUGAGCUUGUUAACUUGGUUUCACCAGUGUUGCUCCUGAAGGAUUAUGUCAGUUACUCAAAACAGAUCGCCAAGCGAAUUCUUCAUGCUGGAAAUAGUUCUUAUGAAGCCCAAAUUAAGGCUAUAAACUGUGAAAUAUAUGCACUAAGAAAUGCAGUUAGACAUAUUGUGGAUCGUGGUCUUCAAUCGGAAUAUUCACCUUUCUGUCUUGAACGGCAGAUCGAAAGACUUCAAUAUCAGAUAUCAAACUUGAGGCGAUCAGACUCAAAUUGGGACUUAACUGCUAUGUCCCAACAACAUGAACCAAAUAACGGAACUUACGAAUCUGGUACAUUUGCUCAAGUGCGAAAAGAGUUCACAAGGAAACGUUCUGCCCCAGCUGGCGAAACUUAUGCUAUCUACAGGGCUCAACAAACACAGUAUUUUAAGCGCCAUUGUCAUUUAUCCAUGAGGAGAUGAGCUGUAUCAAGUGUUAUAUUGACAGUCUUUCACAGCUAUGUUCUGUACGAGCAUUGUGGAGGAACAUUUGAAGGGCUAAUAAGAGUUCAAUGAUAAACACGUCUUUUAGGGAGAAAGAGGGGAAGGCAUAGUUUUUGGGGGCACAGGUUGUCUGGGGAUAACAUGUUGAGGCUCACUUCUCCAAAUAUUUGUAUGAUUUCUUUGCCAGCAGGAGGUAAACAAUUCAAUGAAUCCGAAGGCUAUCAGAACCUGACUACCAUUGUUUUGAAGGCGAGGUGAUUGUGGUGGUAUAUGUGUAAGAUCCCGGGUGAAGACAUGGAUCAUGUUCUUCUACAUUUAGAGUAGUCUCUUGCUAAUGGUUGAAAAUUCUAUGAUCUUUUGGCGUAUAUACAGGUAUUGUGAAAGGAAUGUCGUUCAACUGGGACUAUGGAAGAUGGAGGUGAAGAUGCAAGGCACAUAGAGGUGUUCCACUAACACUCAUGUAGGUUGUUUUUAGGGAGAAAACAUGAAAGUUUUUGAAGGGAUUCUGCACUGUUAAUCCCAUGAUUGUAUAGACUAUUGGGUGUUGACUUGUAUAAAAUCAUAUCUUUUUUUUAGGUUUUCCAUAUAAUACAAAACCAUAUAUUUUUUUUAAGUUUUCGUAUAUGUCUUGUAUAAUAUAUAGAUGUUUAUCUUACUGCACCAGUUCAUUCAAUAAAAGAAUAUUCUCAGCCUUUAA